CUCAAAACACAACCCAAUUCAUACCUUUCUUUCUUCUGCCCUUUUAGUCAACAAUUAAUACAUCUCAAUCUCUCAUUUCUCCGUUGAGAUUCAAAAAUGGAUGGAAGUUGCAUAGAUGAGAGUACUACUACUGACUCCAUUUCUCUAACGCCGCCAACAAAGUCCUCGCCGGAGUCUCCUCUCUGCCGUGUUGGAAGCGGCACAAGUGUGAUUCUCGAUUCUGAAUCCGGCGUCGAAGCUGAGUCUCGUAAACUCCCUUCCUCUAAAUACAAAGGCGUUGUUCCUCAACCGAACGGCCGCUGGGGAGCUCAGAUUUACGAGAAGCAUCAGCGUGUUUGGCUUGGUACUUUUAAUGAAGAAGAUGAAGCAGCCAAAGCUUAUGACAUCGCUGCACAGAGAUUCCGCGGCCGCGAUGCCAUCGCUAAUUUUAAGCUUGAAGCGAAUGAAACUGAAGACGAUGAUAUCGAAACGGCUUUCUUGAACUCUCAUUCGAAAGCUGAAAUCGUCGACAUGCUUAGGAAACAUACUUACAACGAUGAAUUAGAGCAGAGCAAACGGAACUAUAGAAUCGAUGGUCAAGGAAAGCAUAAAAAUCACGGCGGUGUUAAUAAUGUCGGUUUAAUUGCAUCAGAGCGCGUGCUGAAGGCGCGUGAACAGCUCUUCGAAAAAGCCGUGACGCCUAGCGACGUCGGGAAACUGAACCGGUUGGUUAUACCGAAACAACACGCGGAGAAACACUUUCCUUUACAAAGCGGAAGCAAUAGUACAAAAGGCGUUCUACUAAAUUUCGAAGAUAUUACAGGAAAAGUAUGGAGAUUCCGUUACUCAUAUUGGAAUAGUAGCCAAAGCUAUGUAUUGACCAAAGGAUGGAGCCGGUUCGUGAAAGAGAAGAAUCUAAAAGCCGGUGACAUUGUUAGUUUUCAAAGAUCGACGGGACCGGAUAAGCAGCUUUAUAUAGAUUGGAAAGUGAGAACCUCCGGGUCGAACCAAGUGGUUUGCCCGAUGGUUCAACCGGUUCAAAUGGUUAGAUUAUUUGGGGUGAAUAUUUUUAAAGUAGCUGGAAAUGGUAAUGGUGGUGUGGAAGGAGUAGUUGGUGGGUGUAGUGGGAAGAGAAUGAGAGAAAUGGAUCUGUUAUCAUUAGAGUAUAGUAAGAAACAGAUGGUAAUUGGAGCUUUGUAACA
This is a messenger RNA of Jatropha curcas, 1181 nucleotides long. RefSeq names its product AP2/ERF and B3 domain-containing transcription factor RAV1. Gene Ontology annotation, molecular function: DNA binding; DNA-binding transcription factor activity. Lineage: Eukaryota; Viridiplantae; Streptophyta; Magnoliopsida; Malpighiales; Euphorbiaceae. Gene Ontology annotation, biological process: regulation of DNA-templated transcription. The record is from RefSeq and is a predicted model, not a curated record.